CACAGCGUCACUUGUGAAACAAACAAGGGGGGCAGGAGAGGGAAGAAAAAAAAGACGCACUCCAUCAGUAGGAGAAGAUGUCCGAACCCAAUAAGUACCGAGAGUGGAUCCUGGAAACAAUCGACUCUCUCCGCUCGAGGAAAGCUCGUCCGGAUUUGGAGAGGAUCUGUCGAAUGGUCCGGAGACGACACGGGUCAGACCCGGACCGAACCAGGACAGAACUGGAAAAACUGAUCCAAGAGCAGACGGUGCUCAAAGUUAGCUACAAGGGCUCCAUAUCGUACCGGAACGCGGCGAAGGUGCAGAGGAAAAGCCGAAAGAAGAGUGAGUUUACGGCCGCUGGCAGCAGCAGCGGCGGCGGCGGCGGCGCGGAGGCAGCGAGGGAGCGGACCAAACACGAUCCUGGGAACAACAACGGCGACAGUGCGCACAGCUUCACCGACCAGGAGGAGGGAGAGGAGGACUCUGAGCCCAGCCCAGAUCCCCGCACUCAAACAUCAGCCAGCCCCACCGGCAAGAAGCUCAAGCCUGCCUCCAGCCCGAGUAGCGGAAACGGUUGUGGCGCAACAACGGGCUGCGCUGUCGGGAGCGGCUGUAAAGAGGAGAAAGCAAGUGCACCGAGAGACAAGGGAUUAGCGGGGGAAAGCCCGUCGCCCGGUUUCGGCCACGGAACAGGCGCACACAACGGAGGGGAUGCCGGCAGGACAGCGGCGAGCGGAGGCGACGCAGUUGGCGCGGGGAAGGAGCCCGGUGUGUCCGGAGCUGACAGCCAGAGCAAAACUUGCUCCGGGAGCGUCAACAGCCUCCAGCAGCACCACAGACAGAAGCAGACUGUGCCGCUCAAGCCCAAACUUAAGCUUGCGGGAGGGGGCACCAAAACCGCGGGGAACCACGCCAACUCCGACCUGGGCGACAGAUUGGUGGCUUCUGUUCGCAGCCUGUCCGAGAGGAGCCUCCGAGGGGGCUCCGCAGCCGCCGCCGCCGCCGCCGCGACCAGAGGCCACAUGAAGCCGCUCGGGCUGAAGGAGAUCCUGGGUUAUCUGAGCAGCCAGGAGCGGCUGUCUGAGGAGAAGCUGACCCGAGGCAAAGUCAAAGUGGUCAUGGAGAGAGAGGUGGCGAGGGGCCGGCUGCGCAGGACCCGCUGCGGGAACAUCACUCUCCCUCUGAGGGGGAUGGUGGUGGAGGAGCCGAAGAAUGCGUCCGCUGACAGACUUGCGAGGAGCGCACUGCAGGACAAACACACAGUGAAAAAGCCGCCUUCGCCGUCUUCUCUCCGGGAGAAUGAGCCGAAGGAAGCAGCCGGUGGAAAAGAGGAGCGGCGAGAGAACGAGGAAGAGAUGGAAGAGGAGGAGGUGGAGGAUGAUCCCCGGAGUUCUGAUGAGGAGGGAGGACCAUCCCCGGUAGCUAUGACAACCGAACCAGGGCUCAUUGAGAAAACCACAGAAGAUGCUGAGAUCCAGGCAGCAUCAAAGCUGGAGAGGAGCCCUCAGCAGCAGCAGGGUGGCAAAGGGGUGACUGGCCUCGACUUCCUCCCCAAAACGCCUCCACCUGUCCAGGGAGCCUCACAGUGUAACGGCCUGGAGGACCAAGCUGCUGCCCCUGAUCAGCUCCAUGUGGAGGCAGAAGUGAGUAAUCGGACGCAGCCUGACGGGACAAACCAUACCUCCCCAGGCUUUAACAGCUUGGAGUGUAAGACAGAGGUCGGUGUGUCGUCAUGUCUGCUGACACCCACUGCCUCCCCGAGAGACUCCGUCCUGUCUGAAGAACGAGGGAUUAGUGUUAGCGGCGGAGGGCUCAUAAAGUCCGAGGGGGCCAGUGGGAGCCCGGUGGACUGGACAGUGUCCGAUGUGGUCAGUUAUUUCACAGCGGCCGGUUUCCCUGAGCAGGCUGCUGCCUUCAGGACCCAGGAAAUCGACGGAAAGUCUCUCCUCCUCAUGCAGCGUAACGAUGUUCUGACCGGCCUGUCCAUCAGGCUCGGCCCCGCCCUCAAGAUCUACGAGCGUCACGUAAAGGUUCUGCAGAAAACACACUUUGAGGAUGACGACUGCUAACAGCGCACAAAGCACACGCAGACUGUUAUGUUUGUACCUACAUAUAGCUCAAGUAAUAUAAAAAUGCAUGCAUGAUAUACAAUACAAUACACUUAACUUUCCAUCCCAUGUCAAACAGCACACACACACACACACACACACACACACACCUCUGUUUUACUUCCUCUACAACUGGUCUGGUCCCAUAAGCGACACAGAAGUGAGACUGGACUUUCUACCAAACAGAGCACAAAUGUUGGAGGUAGAAAGCAGAAUCAUAAAAGAGACGUCUUAGGAUGCAGAUAUUCAAAACAAUCAUGCAAUUUCUUCUUCUUUUUUUUUUUUUUAACAACAAUUAAGCACUUUGCAAUUAUAUCGAUUAAACUGUGCAAGAUGGUUUGUGUCUAAACUGCUACUCCGUGCUGACGUUUAUGCACAUUUUUAAAGAAGCAGUGGCUGUUCUGUGUAGAGGGAGGGUGAACUGUGGUUGGGUUUUUUUAUUUUGCCGGUUUUUUUAUGGGGCUGUGAUCUGAAAGCUUCUUGUUUGUGGGUACGUGUUUUUCCACUUAGAUCAUGUUGGACAGAACAACAGCAGUUUAGAAGCUGAGCAGAUGAAAUACAUUCCCAGAGGCUGGAGUGGAUGGUUUGAGAUGGUGAACCAAAUUAUUCGUCCUAUGUGUCCAAAAAAAAAAAAUAAAUCUGGUGCACGGUUUCGCAAAUGAUUGUCGAUCAAAGCAAUAAACUGAUCAUUUCUCCCGGGAUGUUUGAGGGGUCGUUGGGCCUUGUCAGCUCGUAGAUUGUCGGGUGGUCGAUUCUGUGUAGCCUAAUGUGAAAAUCCAUGACGUUAACUUUGUUUUUGAACAGAUCUGUUCAUAAUCUGCUGUGGCCUAUGCAUCACCACAUCAGGGGCUGGUUUCACAACGAUACACUUUGGCCGAUAGGUUAGAAGAAAAUAAUGAUUGAACACCUAAAUUCAUCUGUCGUAUGAUGAUGUCUAGCUGUUGGAAGCUGAUUUGAUAUGAUUUAUGGGUAAAUUGAGAGUUUUUUCCCAAACAUAACAAUAAACUGUCUGAUUGACCAGCUGUAUCAACCGCUCAGCUGUUUAGCAGCCUUCUUGUAGAAUUUAGCGAAGAAAGCUUAAGAAGUGAACAACAAUAUAAUAACCUCGACUAGCACAGACUCACGGUGCUGAUUUUAAAGUCCUUCCCCAGUCACUCAUCUCUUUUCAUAAGGGUUACAUAUUUUCACUCCAUUUCAAUAAACCCUUCCUGCCUUAAAAUGGUUCAAAUGUAGCUCUACACCGCCGCCCAUUUAUCAACGUGUAGAUCGAUGAAGUCCCUGCCCUUUUCUGCAGCUCAAGCACACCAGCUCACCUCGUACUCUGCUCAAAUGCUGUCAAACUACUCUGCGCCACACAAUGGUAGGUCGUAAUAGUGCAGUGAUUCAGGCACACUGAAACGUAUUAUGCAGAGGAAAAUUCAAACAGAAUCAGUUCCUUUCUUGUUCAUAAUGUAAAAAAAAAAACCUAAUUUCCCCCAAAAGUGGGCGUCUAAUGUGACAGGGCUCAGUAGCUAACCUGACAUUAUUUACUCAUGUAGUCAAACAAUAGUGGAAAAAUGUUUUUUAAGUUAAAAUAUGUUAUUUUUGUGAAUGUAAUUUUAAUCUUUAGGACUCACAUCAUUAAAAAGCACGUAUUAGGUGUCUGGUCCGACAUAUUGACCCUGGUAUAUCUUUUACUUCUCACUAAAUGGGUCAUUUAUUAGCAACUUAGCUUUUUCAGAUGCUGGAAUCAUCUGCACAGUUGCUGCUGAAUAUUUAGUAACAGCUAAUCUCUACAUAGGAACUGGUUUGUGAGGUUCAACCCAGUUUCAUUUAGUCAUGCAAACCAAAGACAUGAGAGACUCGCCACUUAAGGAACCCUGAAUAGAAAUUGGUGGGGGAAUUUUGUAACGGCAAAGAUGGUGGUUACAUGACACGUCUUGCAUCUUCCUUAAAAAACAAAAAAAACAAAACAAUACUCUGCUUUGUAACAAACUGGAAAACAUCCAGCCAGUCUGGUUGUUGUGUAGCACAAGAACAACGCCGUAAAACUGUGUACAUGUGUAGAAGAAGAAAGAAUUGCUUUCUUAACCUUAUCUUGCAGUAAAGUAACUAAACUUUACAGUGUUUUUUUAAUCAUGUGGCUGGUGAUUUUAUACAAGAAGUUUGUUCAUCAUUUGAAAUUGCAGUUAAGUUGUCUUUACAUUAAUUCAGAUAGCAACCUUUUCCUUUUACCAAGAUGGCUGCCAGCGAGGGGCGAGACUUGCCUAUGAGGACCUUAGCGUAACUACUCCAUGUCGGAACCCUUUGUGUUUCCUUCGACACAUGAAAAUAACUGACUGAUGCCAUCACUUCUGUACUUUUCCAAAAACCUCUCUACAAUCAGGACAAAACCACAAAUUAUGAGCUAUGUUUACUUUUUUCUUGUCAUUUGAUACCAUUGGUCAGCAUGAAAGCAUUCAUCUCGAGGUUUGGUUGACUUCUUAGGCUUCUAGAAAACCAGUUUAACUCACAUUAAAGUUAAUCUAGCAUUAAAACUAAGACUGGCCUACCAUUAGACAACAGCCUAAAACAUCUCUGUGAAACCAGCCCCAGACGAACUGCAGAAAUGCUGAUCGAAUACACCAGCUGACUAAACUGAAAUCAACAGAACAAUCAAUGUUUCGACUAUAUAUACUAGAGUGAAUAUGUAAAUAAAUUGAAACAGACUCACGUAAGACAUUAGCCAUUUGUAAAUCGUUGCAGUACCAUUAACUGAGAGAUGUAAUCGCAGGGUAAAGCUGAGUCAAUCAAUCAACUAAUCUCAUACCACCAGCAUUUUUUAACCGUUUUUAAUGGUCGAUAGUUCGCAACCAAACGCUGUCCAAUUGUCAUUCCCGCCCGCACUUAACGGACAACAUUCCAGGUUUUGCAUCACAAAAAUAUGUUCUUUCCUGUUAUAUUUAUGUUUCUGUUACUUUUUUUUUUUGAGCAUAUUUUAUUUUGUGAAAUGUCCACGUUGUCCACUCUCCAUGCACUGUCGUUCAAAUCAGAUCCGAUGUUCCUUUGUGUAUUUAAACCUCCUCUACCUCUCACUUUCAUUCUCCUUCCAAGAACACUUUUUUUUUUUCAGGUUUGUAACAGUUAGUAGAAGGUGUCUGUUACGGUGUUUGUUACCAUCAUCUCAUUCCUUUUUUUUUUGUUACAUCUGCUGGAGAGAACAGUCCUGAUUCUCACAAAGGGGAAUGUACAGUGUGUCUAUGCCCUUUUGUUGCUUGUCUCCUGUUAUUUGUUAAAGGACAUUUUUAGUAAUAAAAUUUGAAUUUCAAACACCGCAGCGUGCGAAGGAA
Stegastes partitus (bicolor damselfish) is the source of this 5398-nucleotide messenger RNA. It is a transcript of the gene samd1b, whose product is annotated as sterile alpha motif domain containing 1b. The coding region runs from base 78 to 2051 and encodes 657 amino acids. Gene Ontology annotation, cellular component: nucleus. The record is from RefSeq and is a predicted model, not a curated record. Gene Ontology annotation, molecular function: DNA binding; histone binding; chromatin binding. Gene Ontology annotation, biological process: negative regulation of DNA-templated transcription. The transcript is spliced from 7 exons. Lineage: Eukaryota; Metazoa; Chordata; Actinopteri; Pomacentridae.